Porites evermanni is the source of this 7561-nucleotide messenger RNA. The record is from the annotation of a GenBank genome assembly. NCBI's taxonomy places the organism in Eukaryota, Metazoa, Cnidaria, Anthozoa, Scleractinia, Poritidae.
UUUAUACAAGUUUGGAUUAGAAUUUUGAUCACAACUCGUCCAGAGAGGAGCAUAAUAGACGCAUUGCGACAUUUAGAGCCAAUCGAGCUUGAACAAAAGCAAGAAGAGAACUUAAAUGACAUUCAAACCUUGUUUGAAAAUCAACUCAGCAACAAAAUUGGAGAAGAGCAUAAAGAUGUUCUCUUGAAAGAGCUGGUUAAGAAAUCAGAAGGUCUGUUUAUUUACGCUUAUUUUAUAGUGGAGUUUAUCCAAAAGAAUGUUUCAAUUCUCACGCCUGAUCAGCUGGAAAGCGUAUUGCCUUCAGGUAUUUCAUCCGUUUACUUGUCCUAUUUCAAACGGUUAGAGAAUGAACUUUGCAAAGAGCUUCAUGCAGAUGAGGAACAUUUUUUGCGUUUCCUGUGUGUAUUGACAGCUUCAAGAGAACCAUUACCAGUAGAAUUCAUUGCCAAAAUUCUAUACCCUGGAGAAAAGUCUUUGACCGCGCAGCGAAAAGUUAACAAAGCAAUAUGUUGCAUCUCUACACUGUUACCAGUUCGCGAGGGUCGCCUUCACUUCUUUCACAAGUCAAUCAAGGACUGGUUAACAGCAUCAUUGCCCUAUGAACAACAUGAUUUCACCGUGGACGAGAAAGAAGGACAUGACGUCCUUUCUAAUCUUUGUGCUUCUGAACUCGAUAGUAUCAAGAGAAAAGGGGUUCAUGGCAGACAGUUCACCAAUACUGAAAGUUAUGCUUUGAUUCAUACUGUCCAGCACAUGCUUGAGGCCAAUGAUGAUCAUCAAUGGAUUGACCGUUCAGAGACCAUGACUGGCACAUCCAAUCAGUUAUACCAGUAUGUGACGGACCUAGAGCUUAUUUACGCAAAACUCUGUGUAAAUAGAACAUCUGCCACGGAGGAUCUCUUCCAUAUUCGCAGUCAACGUUCGGGUCUACUGAAUGAGCAAAGAGAUUCAGUUGCAACAUUGCUCUAUAAUCUUCUAAGAAAACACUCUUAUAUUUUGCCGGAUUACCCUCAUCUUUUUUUCCAGUGUUUGAUUAACGAACGGAUCCCUGAAUUAUCGCCUAUGGCAGCGAGUUUUGUCGAGUCAUCCAUUCCCAAAAUACCCUGCAUGAAAGACCUAGACGAUAGUAAGGAACAGACGAGGGGAGCAGAUGAAGCAAGGUUCUACUGUUCAGACAAUAUCGCAUGUUUUGAUGUUUCACCUAAAAUGGAUUACUUGGUAUGUGAGUGUCGAGAUGGAACAAUCCAUCUGUUUUCCCUGCAGACUGGUACCAAGGUAUGGGUUCGUCCAUCACCAAUAAAGAGAGAGUAUGGUUUUAGAAAUGAAUAUCAUGUGAAUGGCGCAUAUCAUCAGAUAGAGAUGCAUUUUUUGUCAUUUUACAAUUCUGUCAUCUUUCAUCCAAAUGGGAAGUCGAUAAUACCUGGAACCCUUCAAUAUGUUUACACCCUAACUGGAGAGAAAGAAGACCUUUUUCCGGAAAGUGAUUGUACGUUCUCAAAUUGCGCCUUAUAGUCCAUGGGCCAAUCCUGAUUUUGGUACCAAUUCGAGGGACAAAGGAUGAUUGCUGCGAAUUGAUAGCACAUAAGGUGGAGAUUGAAAAUUUGUAUGAUAACCUUUCUGUAGGAGUAGCUUUCAAGAUAUUUUUUCAUGUAAAAGUGCCCGAAAUGACCUUUGAGGAUACUAAACGUGCACUUAAAAUGUACUAUAUCUUUUGUAGUUUAGUUUGUUAUGAGAGACAUGAGAAGUUUUUUGUUGCGUUUUUUAUCGCCAAAAUAUUAUUUGUUCUGAAUUUAACCAAAGUAGAGCGAAGGAAACUCAAAAGUAGCGUCCGAAUUGCAUUAUGGGUAAAAUCCAAAAUGGCGGCUACCAUGGCAAGGGUAGUGGGUUCUUGAUUUGCCGGUUUAAUAGCCAUUUAACCAUGUAAAACGCAAUAAUUUCAAGAAAAGUCAGCAAAAUCAUCUAGUUAAUAAAGCGCUAAAACUUUUUGAGGCAAAAGUCUUUGAACUUUUGACUUAAUAAACAGAAUUUUGGAAAUACUUACAGUUCUUGUAGAAUGUUCACUUCGAUAAUCCGAUAUGUAUUUUGCUCAUGUCAAUCAUAAACAUCUGUUUAUAUAUUUAUAAAUUUUGAAAUAUAAUCUAAUUUUAGGAAUGAUCAACCUGUUGCAGUCAACAUUAUUUGAAUUAUCGGUUAUUCGGUAAUGAAAACUCAAUAUGAUAUGCCAAUUUGUAAUACAUAGAUACAUAUGGUUUAUUUAAACACGAUAAAAUCAUCAGUCUGAGAAGGUUAAGUGAAGUAAAAAGGAUAUAAAGACUACGUACACCUGAAUGGCUCACAUGAUUGCCCUGUGCUGGGAAACAGAAAACUAGAAAGCUAACUGGUUUACUUCCCUUUUGAAUUGACAUAGCGAUGUUAUUCUUCGUAUGUUUUUUGUGGUAACUCAUUCCAAAUCAUGGCACCGCUAUGAAAAAAAACUUUUGGAAGUCCAGACUUUCGUAAAUUAUAACAUAACGUAUGUGCUGUUAUGUCCCUGUUUAUUGCAUUUGCAUUGCGACUUAAACACUGAAAACUCUGAUACAAAAAGGGUCCUUAUCUAAGAAGGAGUGUUGAUGAUGCUGAGGAGUCAAAUGCAGUCAAACGUUUCUGCAAGAAGAAGUGGAUCAUUCACUGUACCGACGAUAGCAGUGAUUUAGUUAAUCCUAAAGACGAGGAGUCGUGGAAAACCUUGCUACGUGCAGCACAGAUUCGAAAUCACCAAGAAAUCGUACAAAUUUCGAAGUCUUUAAGAGACGGAGAAGUUUCGAGUUUCGCUCAUUUACUACCAUCGAAAGUGUCGAAGCAUUUUUACAAUGAAAAAUGUAUUAGAUAAAUUAUCCCGACAAUCAUCCAAUAGCCAGACUCACCAGGAACAAGUGGCUAGGAGAGUCUCUAUUCGAGGAUCUUCCAAUAUUUCCACAACAUACGAGCGCAUUUGUAUUUUUUGCGAAAAGCCAAAAUAUUCAAGGGUACAAGGAAUCGUGAGCCUUUAGUACAAUGCCGAGAUAUGCGUGCAGAUAGCUCUAUCAGAAAGAUUGCUACACAAAAGAAUGACAGCAAGAUUCUCGCCUUGUGUCGCACGAAUUAGUUGCAGCAGAGGCUUGUUAUCACAGGACAUGCUAAAGGAGCUACACUAGACCAGAAGCAAGCAGCAGUGUGAACCCUGAUAUGAGCAGUGAAUCUUCGGAUGAUGAAUACGCCCGUCUAGAGUCUGAUGCUUACUAGAUGCUUUUUGACUUUAUAAGAUCAGAUGAGAUAGAAAAUUAGAAAAACGUAACGCUGCUUGAGAUGACCCAGUUACUUGUAGAGUAUCUAAUGUCAUUAGGGGCUAAGGAAUGUAAGCCAUCAACAAAGAAGCAUAUCAAAAGGAACAUAGAAGCAGAAUUCAAUGAAUUGAUCAAGUUUGAAAAAUUGCUAAAUAGCAACCGUGUAUUCCUAAUCCCUGCUAACCUAACGCCAGUGCAAAUCGCCAGAAAUGUACUAAAUAUCCUUAUGGCAGAAAAAGAACUAGAAACCAAAGGUUCAACAAUGAAGAUCUCCAAUAUUCAGAAAGCUGCGGCUGACAUCCGCGAUGCUAUUCUAAACAAAGAAAGCAAAAUGUCAUGGCCACCGCGCCCUUCAGAGCUCAAUGACAGUGCGUUUUUCCAUACCUUGCUGACUGGCAGCAAGUAUUCGUUAGAGAUAAUGUUCUCAAAGAGUCCAGCGGUUGACGAAGUCUUUCGCGCAAGACCUGGUAUUUGGAGUAACCAGAGGGAGGAUUAAGCCACCUAAAUAAAUUCUUCUGUGGUAUGCUGUAAAAACUCUCACAAACAAUGUAGAGCUAGUGUCUAUUCUAAACCGUUAUGUUCAUGGUAUUUCUUAUUCCCAGCUUGAAUAUGCAGGUGAGCGUCAAGGCCCUAAGCCAAGAACAUAUGUUGAAGUAAAUUACCAGGAAGCGUUAGAAAAUACCCGAAGGAAAAACCUUUUGUGGGUUUUAGUGCGCCUUCUUUCAUUUCUCUCAGGCAGCCAGAUCGGAUUACAGCACAUUGAUUGUGGUAUUAGAAGAUACAGAUGUCUUUAUUUUUUGAGUGUCAUUCAAGUACUUAAUUCCGUCUUCAAUAGUUUUCAAGUGUGGAACACAAACAAGAGUUAGAUACAUCAGCAUCACGAGUAUAGUGCAAGCCAUAGGUCAAAAUUUGUGCAGCAGUCUCCCUGGCAUGCACGCUUAUACCGGUUGCGACACAGUAAGUGCCUUUGCUGGACGGGGUAAGGAACAGAGAUCCUUUCAGGAAAUGUUUGACCUCUUAGGAAUGGAAUGGGAAUACUCAUAUAAUCUAUUCCAGAUGCUUCAGAAUUUCACCUGUCGUACGUACAGUUCCCGCCCAGGGACAAACAGCAUCAAUGAGCUAAGAUAUAGAUUGUUCUGUUCAAAGAGAUAUAACAACGAGUCCGACCAACUACCGCCUUGCGCUGAUUGCCUGUAUAAACAUGCGUGUCCAGCAAACUAGCAAACAGGAAUGUGGAGGCGAAGAAUUGACUCUGCCCUGAAAUUUCGAGUCCCUUAAGACAUGGCUGGAUUCAGGAUGAGAACAAGUUAGGGAUUGAUUGGAUGAGUGGUCAGCCAGCUCCCGCAACAGUUUUACAGCUACUUUCUUGUUCUUGCACCAAAUCUUGUAUAGGCUCCCGAACUAUAGCUGCCUUGCGAAUGGUCUUAAGUGCACAGACAAGUGCCCGCUCUCCAAUUGUGACAACAGGCGAGAAAAACAAGCUGUCACAGUAGAAGUCGAUGGUGACGAGGACUAGAAUAUGUGGUCUGAUUCUGUUUUUCAGCAUUAUUUCCUUUGGCUGUCGACAUGAUAAAUAAAAUGUGCGUGGAUUUAUUGACCACAGAAGAAUAUAGUCAUUGCUAGUCGUUGCUACAUUUAAACAUAUGACUUGCCAAAUGUACACCCAAAAUACAUAAAAAACAAAUGGUCAUUGUAAGAGGAAUUAUAAUCUUUUGCAUGUCAACCUCGGAUGUCCAAAAAGCAUGACUUCACAGAAAAACUACAAUUAGCACCGGUACUUUUGCUAAAGAUAUGGAGAAAUCUCUAGCAAAGAGGAAGAGUUUGCAUCUAUAAUGUUUUAGUUUACAGCUUUAAGAGCAGCUUCUUUCACAGCUUGAAUAUGAGGAUUCUGCAUGUUACUUUCUUGGGCACUUUAGGGGACAAAAUUGGCAUGUUUGGAAAUCAAAGGUGGCGGAUCCAAUAUGGCCGCCAAAUAGGUAAUUUCAUAUUAUAGCAGCGCCAUAGGUAGCUAUAACACCUGAGUUAAGCUAGUAUCCAGUUGUCAUCUAGAACAGAUUUUUAGCAAACAAUUUAUCUUUAUUACUUUAGUUUAUAUCGACCCUCAGGUUCAAAAGGCUACCUUUCUACGUUACCAUGGCAACCAACACUAAAAUCCAUCUAAUUUUGCUACAAAAGCCUCGAAAAUCACUUGCAAAACAGUGGUACCAUUUAAUCAUCUAGACGUGCCCCAAGACAUGGGUAAAAACAUGAGUAAAAACUUAUGUAUGUACAUUUAUUCGACAUUGUUGAAAGCUGAGUGACGUCACUUCAUCACGUGAUAAACCCUAUAAAACUACUCAUUUGACGUGGUUAUCAUACAUUAAAAUAAACUAGAGGAUUCAUAGUUUUUAAAAAUAUAAGCCACUCUUUGUCCCUCUUUUUGGUACCAAAUCAUCAAAUUUGGGGUCCUGGCCCAUGGACUAUUACGUUCGUUAAAAGAAGGGGACUCACUAUUCACACAUUGCCCUGCAGAGCCAAAGGGAAUAAGCAUUUGGGGUAUGGAAAAUGGCCAAAAAAUAUUUAUUGAUUGUGAGAAAUACAUAUUUUCUUUUACCGUUUCUGAUGAUGGGUCACUGAUUGCUUUUUCGAAUCUUGACGUAGACCACUCUGGUACAAUUACUGUUUUUGACUCAAAACGCCCUUCUCGUUUGUAUGUUAUACUACCCGACCCCUUGGGUUAUUUCGUGUCUGGAUUGUUACGCUUCACAUCGGAUAACAACACUCUUGUUUGUGGCUUUCUACACAAAAAAUGCGCAGAUGAAGAUGAAAAUUAUUGCCUUUAUUGCGACUUAAGAUUCUGUUAUGACGCUACCGGAGAACCUGAAUUGAUCUUCCUUAGGCCUUUAAAUGCAUAUAACUCUCAUUUUGAAAAAGUUGAACGUAGACCCUUCAUAUUGUGGCCCUGUGGUCAAUCACGUAAUUUAAAGAACACCGGUUUUCUUGAGCAGGACCACGGCUUUUUCUGGAGCAAAAAAAUUCAGAGAAGAAUUCCAAAUUUAUGUACGGGUUCUUCCAUCCUACUUGACGAUGAAACAGUAUUGGCUGGUAGCCCGGAUCACAACUAUGUUAUGAUGUUAAAUGUUGGCGUACUAAAGAGUGAACCUGAUUUCACGGACACGAACACAAUAAUCGACUUGCAUAAAAGAGAAAUUGUAUUUUCUCUGGAAGGAGAUACGAUCUACUUCAUUAUUUCUGAAAAAUCCAUGUUGUUGUCAUCUCCUCCUUCUUCAAUCACUAUCUGGAGAAUGUCAACUCGAGAAAUCCUGACGUCAAAGACAUUCUCUGGUCCUACAUCUAUCGCUCCAAUGAAGACAGGUGUCGUACUCGUUACUACUGAAAAACCGCGGAUAAUAGCAGAACUCUGGAAUUUCGAUCUGUCUGAGUGUAAUCAACGUAUUGUCGAACUUACUUCUAAGACUGCUACGCUAUACAGAGUUAACAUGUUCCCUGUAUCUGAUAAUCGGAUAGCAUUCUUUUAUCACCCGAGAUCAUACGAAUUAAAAUGCAUUAGAAGUUUACAAAACCGGAAGGAAAACGAAGAAUCGUCCAAAGCAGAUUUGUUAGAAUGCUCAGAUAAUAACUUCAGUUGCGUUGACUUCAUAGACGUCACCGACCUUGGAGGAAAGCUUAUUUCCUCGCUAAGGAUCAAAUCCGCUGGCGUUAACGAAAGCGUAGACUGCAUCCCUUGCAGUAGCAGUUUAAGCCAAGUACGGGUUUGUAGUUCCAGGGUCAUAAUGAUUGGAAAUCACGGCCUUGUAGACAAGCAGAAUGUAACAUUGAGUUUGAGGAAUGAAGGUAUCACAAGAUGGGAAAGACACACGACAUUUUCUGCCGAUUCAAUGCACCUGUUCAACCCAGACAUGAUUUUUUCGCCCAAAAAUGAUUGUGUAGUUACGUGGAACACUCUCGACGGGGGCCAAGGUAUACACGUUCUUCAGGCGGAAACUGGAGAGACAUUGCACGUCUUUCUUAGAGACCAGAAAGAUAUUGUUCAAUGUAAGUUUUUAGAUGAUGAAUCUCUGGUAUGCUGCAGUGAGGACAACUUCCUUCGAUUGUAUAAUAUCAGAACCGGAGAGCUACUAAGUAUUUUAGACAUUGGUGAGCGACCGCUCUGUUUGGGGACCUGUUUGUAUCAGCCUCUUGUCGCCAUUGGUUUGUCCGAGACAAGAAUAAAAUUCGUCCACGUACAGUUGCCAACAGAAUCUAAAACGAAGAAAUAA